Molecule: messenger RNA, 1110 nt
Organism: Sclerotinia sclerotiorum 1980 UF-70
Lineage: Eukaryota; Fungi; Ascomycota; Leotiomycetes; Helotiales; Sclerotiniaceae
Exons: 1
Coding region: 1-1110 (369 amino acids)
Source: RefSeq, a predicted model, not a curated record
AUGGGACUCGAGAAGCUCUUCGCUGUCGCAGCGCCUAAGAAAGGAUCCUCGAAGCCACCGUCCAAUGGAACAUCCGUAGCACCAAUGUAUCUUGAGCAAAUAUUCCGAUUUCCUGGAGUUCUAACAGAAGUUUCGUGCGUUGUCAAGAAUCUAUCAGAAGGCUAUACAACAUAUCAAAAUGGGGCGGCACUUAGAAACCAACUCGAAUCCGUUGUGCCGGAGGUGCAAACGUUUGCUUCGGGGAUGAACCGAUAUUUGAAGAACAAAAACUUUUUGGAUUUAUUUCAGACAUUCUUGGUGGGAGCAAAUGUUGUUGCUGCUUUCAUGGAAGUACUACAGGGUUCUUCUGGUCUCGAAGAAAUUGGAUUGAAGAUUUACGGCGAGCUUGAAGCGCAGACGGGUCUUGCUGCCCCAGAUAAGUUUGCGAAGCAUGUCGACAAAUACAUCCGGAAAGAGGCUUCGAGUGUUUAUGGAGGCGAUGCCGAGCAUCUCUAUUUCCUCUAUCACCCGGAUACUGAUUGGCACGGCGAGUUUCACGAUAUCGUUCAGAACAAACCGGUGCCAAGUAAUUUUGUCGGCAUGUCUGAAAACCUUCACGCCCUGUGCACUUGGAUGUUAUUUAUGCGGAAGCGACUAGAGAGAUCACGAAUCAAUGCGCAUUUUCAUCUUCUCAUUCCUGCAUACCGACCAAUGGUCGUCAGAACGGCUUUCGUAUUUCCUGAAGAACUGUACCCUUUAACAGUCCGCGGACACAUUCACAAUUCGAAAGAAUAUGUCUGGCUCAAUCUUCCGACAAUGAAAGAUGUUCCUGCUGAUUUGUUCGAAUUGUCAAAUGUGGGAAAUAUUGCAACUUUGCCCAAGCCACCAGCAUUAUGGCAGCAUGCUCUGACUUGGGUUGGAAGUAUGAUAAUGCCGAGAAAAGAGCCACCCCCGAUAAUUCUCGGAAGGGGAAACGUAAACCCAAAUGCUCCUAUUUCGUUAGAAGACAAUGAGGAUGAAAAGGUCGCGGCUCCCGAGGAUAUAAUCAUUCAGCCUGAAACACGACAGGUGAUAAGAGGCGAGAAGAGGCGAAAGCAUCGAAGUUCAAGACCGAGGAGUGAGCUCAAAUAG